Messenger RNA from Acaulospora morrowiae, 2292 nucleotides. Lineage: Eukaryota; Fungi; Glomeromycota; Glomeromycetes; Diversisporales; Acaulosporaceae. The record is from the annotation of a GenBank genome assembly.
AUGGGUAUGACAACUGUUGGGCCAAGAAUAACGAAUAGAAUGCAACUACAAACUAUCAUGAAGUCCUUCGCGAAGAUUUUCUUUAUAAGUUUGCCCACAUUCAUUUUUCUCGUUAUCUCGGCAUUUUUACCCACUAUCGCACUCGGUGAUCCCACUACAACCUUGACCAUACCCGUAAUGCAAUGGAUAAAUCUUGGAGCGAAUCUAAAGGGAAAUGCGCCUGUGGGGUUGAAGGAUUUCGGUAUUGGUUAUUCUAAAGACAAGAAUAUGUUGAUUAUUUUUGGCGGAACUACGGCGAGCGGUAAUAAAAAUGGUCAAACAUAUCUCGCUGAUUUAAACAAUCUUGUCUGGAGUUCACCAUCGGAUCCACAUGGUCCACAAGCAAGAUCAGAUAUGCUUUACGGAAUGGACGUUUGGGGCUCGUAUCGAAAUACAUUUGUGAUCUCUUGUGGUAAAGGAGAUGGGGAUGUUAUAUUUAAUGACACGUGGGCGUUUGAUGUGAAUUAUGGAACCUGGACACAGAUAAAAGAUGUUACAUCAAUGAGUGGUCCUGUACCUCAGUUAUAUUCUGCAGUUGGUGGGAUUGAUACUACCACCCAGACAGGAAGCCAAGUGACUCCAAACAAUACGAUGUGGAUGUCUCAUGGAACCGAUGGAACUAAAUUUUACACUGAUCUUUGGGCUCAGGUGUUUAGAGGAAGUUGGACACCUAAUGAAAUGAACUUAUCUACUGUAUGGUAUAAAGUUCCGACUUCUGGUGAAUUACCCCAAGGUCGAAAGGAACCUGGUGGUGCCAUCCUUCCAGGAGGUCGAUUGGCUAUAUACGGUGGGUGUAAUGAAUCUACGGCAGAUUGUGCAAUACCAGAUGUAUCCGCCCUGGUUUUGGGAAGCGAUUACAACAAAGGUACUCCAUUAAGCGUAACUAAUGCAUUUUGGAGUUCGAAGAGUCAGUGUUUAGGUGCGAGAGAAGAUGCGGCAAUGGUGAUGAACGGUAAUUCUGGUGUUCCAGCUUAUACCACUCAAGUCAUAGUUUUCGGUGGGAAAUCAUCUAAAAACUCACCUGUCGGCGAUACUGGUGAAGUUGGUAUUAUGGAUACUAGCUCGGGCGUUUGGGCGAGAGUAAUUCCACAGGGUGAUUCCUUACCAAAGACUCGAGCGGGAGCUCGAAUGGUUGCGACCGGCAACGUUGUUUAUUCAUCCUCUUCCAGUUCUGGCGUAUCGGAUAUUUUAAUGUUUGGUGGAGAAGCAUUGGAUGGUAGCUCUACAAAUUUGAAUGACCUAUGGAUUCUUCGCCUAUCCAAUACUCCUACUUCGUCUUCAAAUGCAACUAAAAUGAAUUUCUUGGAUUGUAUCAUAAGCCCCGACAAAGGAAAUACACAUGAUAAUACACCUUCCGGAAAUGUUAAUUUUAACAAUGAAAAUUUAUCUAAAUCUCACUAUCUCCUCACUACAUUGAGUUAUAUAUUCUUAUUUAUUGCAACAACAGUUUUGAGAUUUGGUUAUGGUGUUGUUUCAAUAUGGAGAAUUGGUAGUAUUUAUGGUGCAUUAAUAGUGGCCUCUUAUGCUACUGCAUUUUAUGGAUUUGCUGUAGCAUUUGAAGAUAAACAUCAAUCACAUUUUUCGACUACUCACGGCAUACUGGGAUUAUUAUUUUUAGCGGUACUAUAUGUUCUUAUCCCAAUUUUGGCCAUGAUCUCAUUGAUCAACAAGAAGGACUCUGUGCCGCAUACGCCGCCCGGAGAGUCGAAUGAUCACGAGGAUGAAAGUAGUGGUGGUGGCAUUGGUAGCAGGAUUGCUACACUUUUCCACCUUAAAAGUCCAGAAAGUAGCAAGUCACCAAGAUCAUUUGAGGUCAAUCGAAAUGGGAAUAGAGAAGAUGAUCCAUCAAUGCUUAAGCCAGCUGGAGAUUCGUGGGUGGAAAAACGAAAAAGCGUCACAGAAUCUGCGGUCUACAACACUUCAUCGAGAGGUAGCAUGUCAAAUUCCAAACGUGUUUCUCAGAGAUACCCAAAGCGCAGAAACAGUCUAUUGGUCAAUUUAAUGGCACAUAUUGCAGGCAGAGGAGGCAGGGUCGAGGAUAAUGAAAAUCCCCAUGGUGAAUCAGAAAAUGAAAAUAGGGAUAGCAGGAUUAUUGGUCGAAGUCCUGGAACAGGCACAUCACAUAGAGAGGUGAUCGAGGAAGAAGAAAUGGAUGAAGAAACAAAACAGGCGGAACUGGAACAGGAAAUUACUAAUAGAGAAGUUAUGGUUAUGACAAUACCGAAAAGGAGGUUGACCGUGGUCAACGCUUGA